AUGGUCGGGCCACUCAAGAAGGCACCAGAAGGGUUCACCCACUUACUUGUCGCAAUCGACAAGUUUGCAAAAUGGAUAGAAGCAAAACCGAUAACCACGAUCGACUCAAAGGAGGCCGUCAAGUUCUUCCUGGAAAUCGAUUACAGAUUCGACGUGCCCAACUCCAUCACCGACAACGGGACCAACUUCACAGGUCACUACUUCCAAGAGUUCGCGGAAGGAUAUGGGAUCCGGAUCGACUGGGCAUCGGUCGGAAACCUGCGCACAAACGGGCAAGUAGAAAGAGCUAACAGCCUAAUCCUCCAAGGGCUCAAACCGCACAUUUUUUACAUGCUCAAAAAGUUCGCGGGUCGUUGGGUGGAAGAGCUGCCGGCAGUGCUCUGGAGCUUGCGAACCACACCUAACCGGUCCACAAGACUAACACCUUUCUUCCUAACAUACGGCUCCGAGGCCGUGCUGCAUUCCGAUCUGGACUAUGGUGCACCAAGAGUCAAAGAUUUUGACCCAGAAACGGCAGCCGAAGCCCAGAGGGAUGCCAUGAAAGUCUUAGAGGAAGCAAGGCUACCAACGCUACACCGAUCAGCCCGCUACCAACAAACUUUACGCAGGUACCACAAGUGGCGCAUCCGGGAGAGGAUGCUGCAGGUCGCAAAUCUGGUCCUGCGAUGGGUCAUGUCGACGAAGGACAAGCACAAACUCUCGCUGCCAUGGGAAGGCCCCUACAGCAUCACAUAG
This is a messenger RNA of Panicum virgatum (switchgrass), 735 nucleotides long. RefSeq lists its product as uncharacterized. The transcript has a single exon. Gene Ontology annotation, molecular function: nucleic acid binding. Gene Ontology annotation, biological process: DNA integration. The coding region runs from base 1 to 735 and encodes 244 amino acids. Lineage: Eukaryota; Viridiplantae; Streptophyta; Magnoliopsida; Poales; Poaceae. The record is from RefSeq and is a predicted model, not a curated record.